Macrobrachium nipponense is the source of this 710-nucleotide messenger RNA. RefSeq names its product pro-resilin-like. Bases 106 to 474 code for a protein of 122 amino acids. NCBI's taxonomy places the organism in Eukaryota, Metazoa, Arthropoda, Malacostraca, Decapoda, Palaemonidae. Gene Ontology annotation, cellular component: extracellular matrix. The transcript is spliced from 3 exons. The record is from RefSeq and is a predicted model, not a curated record.
CGAAGGUCAAAAGCGGUGGGCGGAGAGGUAUAUAGGAGCCGGCGGCGCCGUCAUUAGCAUCAGUUACGAACAGUUUCCCCUCCCGGCGACGUCGUCUGUGAAGAGAUGAUCCUUCAAGUGUCAAUCGUCCUGGUUUUGGCUUCUUGGGCCUCGUGUGCUCCCGAUGGCUACAACUCUGGUCCGUCCUACCACGCUCCAGCAAAGUACAACUUCAACUACGCCGUCAAAGACGACUACAAAGGCGCGCACUUCGGCCACUCUGAAUACCGCGACGGCUACAACACCAAAGGACACUACUUCGUCGAUCUCCCCGACGGGCGAAGGCAGGACGUCCACUACACCGCUGACGAGUACGGAUACCAUCCCGUGGUCACCUACACGGGAAAGGCCCACCACCCCGCAACCUACGGACACGGAGGCCAAGGGGGAUACGGAGGCCACGGGGGAUACGGAGGGCACGGAGGCUACCACUAGAAGGAUUCCAAAGGACUUUCACCUCGACAAGGAUCUCUGUAGGAUAAUAAAAAAAUAGAAAAAAAAAAUCUUCUUUUCAAAUUUGCGUCUGGCGAUGCUCCUCAUAAUUGUGUAUUUUCUUGCUGUUCCGCCAUUAAGUUAUCAAGUAUGGUAAGAUAUUUCUUAUGACAAUGCAGAAUAAAAGGACCAAAAACAGUGUGUAACAAUUCAGUGAAUAAACGAUAAAGCGUGUUCAA